AUGUUAAAGAAACAAAGAAAUUUACAAGAUAUUUUACAACUGAAACAGUUAAAAAAUGACGAAGAAAAUGCACAUGAGAAUGAUAAUGAUAAAGGUAAGAGUAACUAUAAGGAGAGACUGGAUUCAGUUAAAAUAGAUGAAGAAAAUGUUACGCAGCCAAGUGUUAUCUCUAUGGAAAAAGUGGAAGAAAAUGAAUCCAACAGAAAAGUAGACGAAAAAGUGAAAUCAAAUGAAACAGUGAAUAAUUUGCAGUUGCGAACAUUUGAAAAUACUACUGUAACAGAGGGAGAAAAAUUGAAGGAAAUUUUAUCAACGCAAAAUUCACAAAAUGAGAAUUUGUUAAGAAUUGAACCGGAGAAACCAUUGCUACAAAUGUCAAAUAUAGUGCAAAAAGAUGAUAGCCAAAUAUUAGCAUCGUCAUCGUCAAGUCAUGCUUCAUCACCAGUUCAAACAUCACCAAAAAUAGCAACAACAGCAACAGCAACAACAACUAUAACAACAAUAACAAAAACAAAACCUUUAAUAAAAUCUCCCAAAAUAGGAUCUCCGGCAACAAAAUCUCCCAUUAUAACAAUGAAAACUUCGCCAACAAAGUCUGCAAUAGCGAGAAAAGGUGAAAGUGUAUCAAAGAUUAGCAUGAAAUCAGCUAAAGUUAUUACUGGUGCCGUAACUACUAUUCCGUCGACAUUUACUGGUGAUGAUGAAGAUGAUUACUUUCAUGGAUUUCUGCCACGUGAAGAUGCAAAUAUGCUUUGCAUACUUGAUGGUGAUUUUUUGCUACGAACUACCGAAGUUUUUUCUGGUGAAGAUCGAAAGCUAUGUUUAUCAGUUGCAUGGCACGGCAAGCAUCAUAUCAUUUUGCAUUACGACAAAUUGAAAAAUCGAUAUGGAAUAAAACCUAGUCGUACAUUUCCCACAAUUACCGAUUUGGUUAAUUAUUAUGCUCAACAUAGAUUUAAAAUACUAAAAGAACGUGUAUUACUAAAAAAUCCAAUUGUCACGCAAUCAUGGGAAUUGAAACAUCAACAGUUGCAACUUCUUCAAAAACUUGGCGAAGGCGCAUUUGGUGAAGUACAUUCAGCUAAUCUUGCACUUACUCCUCGAUUUCAUGUUAAAGCUGCUGUUAAAGUUCUUAAAUGUGAUGCAAUGACAAAAGAAAAAGUACGUGAAGCGAUGUGUGAAGUUCGAAUGUUACGAAAUUUACGACAUGAAAAUAUUGUUCGGUUUUAUGGGGUUGCUAAUAGAAAGGAACCUUUAAUGAUUGUGAUGGAACUUGUCAAGGAAGGUGCAUUGGAUGUAUUUCUUAGGAAGAAUGGUAAUAAUCUUUCAAUGAAAAAUAAACUAUUAAUGAUUCGUGAUGCUGCAUUUGGCUUAGCCUACUUACAUAGCCAAAAUAUUAUGCAUAGGGAUUUGGCAACUCGUAAUUGUUUGUAUACAGGCGAAAUAGUUAAAUUGAGUGAUUUUGGUAUGUCCACUUAUGGACCUCAAUAUAAAUUGCAACCCACUGAUAAAGCACCUGUUCGAUGGAUUGCACCUGAGGUAUUUCGGACGCUAAUUUAUUCCUUUCCUUCUGAUACGUGGGCCUUUUUUGUUAUGGUUUGGGAAAUUUUCAAUGAUGCUACAGAACCUUAUGCAGGCUGGGAUCGAGCACGUGUUAAAGCUGAAGUUCUGAAAGGUAGUCGAUUAUCGAUACCUCCUACAGUACCAAAUAUACUUCAAGAACUUUGUAAGAAAGCUUGGAAUGCUGAUGUCAGCAAACGGCCAACAAUGCAUACCGUAGCAUCCGUAUUGAUGAAAUUGACCACAAAAAAUGAUAUUAGUGAAAAGCAAGCUAAUAUUAUUGCUAGCACACCAAAACAAACGGGUAGAAAUAUGCAAAUGAAUCAUUAUAAAUCAAAAUCGUCGACAUCUUCUGCUAAUAAAUCAUCGCUAAAAUUGAAAAAAAGCUCAAAGAGAAGCUCCAAGAGAAGAGCGAAGAAAUCACGUCGAUAG
Molecule: messenger RNA, 1992 nt
Organism: Brugia malayi
Lineage: Eukaryota; Metazoa; Nematoda; Chromadorea; Rhabditida; Onchocercidae
Product: Protein kinase domain containing protein
Exons: 13
Coding region: 1-1992 (663 amino acids)
Biological process (GO): protein phosphorylation
Molecular function (GO): protein tyrosine kinase activity; ATP binding
Source: RefSeq, a predicted model, not a curated record